Lactuca virosa is the source of this 2128-nucleotide messenger RNA. Lineage: Eukaryota; Viridiplantae; Streptophyta; Magnoliopsida; Asterales; Asteraceae. The record is from the annotation of a GenBank genome assembly.
AUGGGAAUCAAGAAGAUAUUUAUGGUGACCAAUCCGACGCCUCUCUCACACGCACAAUCACCUCAAAACACACACUGCUCUUCAUUCAAAACGGGAGCACAGAAACUGUUGCCGACACACACAUUAAAUCCCACCAAAUCCGUUAGAAUUCCAAUUAACACGAGACCUGUGUUUGUUAGUUCUUCCUCUUUCGCCUCUCAGAUUCAUCUUCAUUCUUCAAUUAGCAAAGGGGAUUUGGGGCAGAAUUCGGGAGUGAAGAUGGGUGUCGUUAGCACAAUUAUGGGGGCAUUUGGUUUUGGAAUUGGAGUUCCAACUGGGCUUGUGAUUGGGUACUACUUGUUCAUUUACUACCAACCAACUCAUGUUGAGACUCCAAAAGUACGCCCGUUGGUUGAACGAGAUUCAAAGUCCCUUGAACAGAUGCUUCCCGAAAUACCAAUGUGGGUCAAAAAUCCUGACCAUGACCGGGUUGAUUGGCUCAACAAAUUUAUCGAGUUAAUGUGGCCAUAUCUAGACAAGGCGAUUUGCAAGACUGUGAAGACUAUAGCAGAACCGAUCAUAAAAGAGCAGAUUCCAAAGUACAAAAUAGACGCAGUCGAAUUUGAUACACUUACUUUAGGCAACCUACCACCCACGUUUCAAGGAAUGAAAGUUUAUUCUACGGAUGACAAGGAGUUAAUAAUGGAACCAUCAUUUAAAUGGGCUGCUAAUCCCAACAUUCAUGUUGCUGUUAAGGCCUUCGGCUUGAGACCCACCGUUCAGGUGGUGGACUUGCAAGUAUUCGCUUCACCUCGUAUCACCUUAAAGCCAUUAGUUCCGAGCUUCCCUUGCUUCUGUCAAAUUCUCGUUUCUCUAAUGGAGAAGCCUCACGUUGAUUUCGGACUAAAACUUCUCGGAGCCGAUUUGAUGUCCAUCCCUGGCUUGUACAGAUUCGUUCAGGAACUUAUCAAAACCCAGGUCGCAAACAUGUAUUUGUGGCCUAAAACACUCGUCGUACCAGUACUCGAUCCUGCAAAAGCGAUGAAGAGGCCAGUUGGAAUGCUGAAUGUGAAGGUUUUGAGGGCGAUGAAACUGAAAAAGAAGGAUAUUUUGGGUGCUUCGGAUCCUUAUGUGAAAUUGAAGCUCACGGAAGAUAAGCUUCCCUCCAAGAAAACCGUUGUCAAACACAAAAACCUGAAUCCGGAAUGGAAUGAGGAGUUCCAUUUAGUUGUGAAAGAUCCGGAAUCACAAGCUCUUGAGAUCAUCGUAUAUGACUGGGAACAGGUGGGGAAACAUGACAAGAUGGGGAUGAAUGUUAUACCACUAAAAGAAGUAACACCGGAAGAACCAAAAGUUAUGACUCUUGAACUUCUAAAAAACAUGGACCCAAACGACACACAAAACGAAAAAUCUCGAGGUCAAAUCAUGAUUGAAUUGGUGUAUAAGCCUUUUACAGACGACCAAAUCCCAGCUGAAAGUAAAGAUGGAGAAGUGAUCGAGAAGGCUCCAGAAGGAACCCCAGAAGGUGGAGGUUUGCUUGUUGUUAUAAUCCAUCAAGCCGAAGAUCUUGAAGGCAAACAUCAUACGAAUCCAUCUGUUCGUAUGCUUUUUAGAGGAGAAGAGAAAAGAACAAAGCCUGUGAAGAAAAACCGUGAUCCGAGAUGGGAUGAGGAGUUUUCAUUUACUUUAGAAGAGCCACCAACAAACGACAGGAUGCAUUUUGAAGUCGUGAGUACGUCUUCAAGGAUGGGUUUAAUUCAUCCCAAGGAAACAUUGGGUUAUGUGGAUAUACAACUUGGGGAUGUGGUGAGCAACAAGAGAAUCAAUGGGAAGUACAACUUAAUUGAUUCGAGGAAUGGUAAGCUUCAAGUGGAGUUGCAAUGGAGAACAUCAUCUUAAAGAAGGGUAAAAUUGUCUUUUGAGAAGAAAGAAUUUGAACAUAUGGAAUUUUUAAGAUUAUAUCAUCAUCGAGUUAAAUGUUUGAUGGUAUUUGUCGUGUUGUCAUUUGACUUUGGGCUUCUGAUGUGUGUAAGUUAUGUCUAAUAAAUGAAAAGUUUUAUGGGUUAUUUAUUGUAUAAAAAUACAGAUUAUUAGCGACUCGUUUAAGCUUUAAUUCUUAUGAUAAUAGUAGUCACUGCUUUGGUGUUUA